Molecule: messenger RNA, 1431 nt
Organism: Atta colombica
Lineage: Eukaryota; Metazoa; Arthropoda; Insecta; Hymenoptera; Formicidae
Product: protein Daple
Exons: 6
Coding region: 1-1431 (476 amino acids)
Source: RefSeq, a predicted model, not a curated record
AUGCCAGAAACGAUUACUCUGUCAAAACGGAAUCCGAGUGCACGACUCGCGGCCAUCACUAGGGUCGAGACUAAAUUGCCUCGAUGCAUGCAACGUAGAUUACCGUAUGCUACCGCUGGCUCCGCGUCCGUAAAAUGUCAUCCGCGAUCAAGCCCGUACCGAUGCACCGAUCAUCGCAUACCCAAGAGACCGUACAGACUGGCGGUCGGAUUGUCAGUGACUAGAACUGGUCGCGAUACUUCAAUAACAAUUCCCAAAAGCUGCUCUGACCGAUGUCCGCCCAAUUUCUUGGCCAUUGGCUCUCCUUGUUGCAAAAAGAGUCUAUCGAUGAUGGACUUAUCCCUGCCUGUUGUUGAUUCUGACAUCGGCGAUCUCAAAUCAGAGAGCGAGUCUUCUGCCAGUCGUCUUGACGAAAUCGCCGAUAGGAGCAAGGAUAUUUUGACAAAUGGAGGGAGCGCGUAUUGCAGUGGCGGAUCCUGGACGGAUGCUAUACCGUCUUCGGAAUCCGAACAGAGUGAAACUAUCGGUCUAAUCAAGGAUCCGACGAUCAAUGCGGCAAACAUAGUGUGCCGCGUGCUGGUAUUGAAUGCAUGGCGACGUAGACGUGCCGAGAUCGCACAGCUGGAGCAACAGGUGGAACACUUGCACCUGCAGAUCGAAUUUCUGCGUCGAUUGCUGCUCGCCGAGAACGAUCGGGUCGGUAGACUGAAUAGUGAAUUACAUCGCGAGAAGUCACAAUUCGAGGAGGUGAUGUCCCAGCGCGACGCCAUCCGAUCGGAAAAAGAAAAAUUAGAAAUUGAACUAAAGCGUGCUGAAGAAGUCUCCCAAGAGCGAUCGGUCACUGUGGGAAAUUUGAGGAAUGAGCUCUUGACCGCACAAGAUCAGCUAAAGGCGUUCGAUGCACAAAUGACGAAGGAUCGAGAGAAACUUUUGAAAUUACGGGAAGAUAAGAGAAUUCUUCUGGAUAAAAUAUCAGCCAGCGAGAUACUGGUAACAGAACGUGAUGCCAGAGCGGAAAAAGCGGAAUCUGCUAUCGAAGAGUUACAGUUACAAUUAGUGGCACAGGUAUCUCUCGCUGAGUCUGCGCAGGAACAACUUCAGUGUACCUCUAGGGAACUGCAAAUCGCGAUGGCCGAGACACAGAGAUUAGAAAAAUAUUUGAAAGCUAGCGAGGAUAAUGUGAAGACUUUGAGUUUACGCACGAUUUCUCUGGAGAGUCAGUUAGCUGAUCGAGAAGUUGAGCUCCAUCGCGUUGAAAUGGAAUAUCAUUCACAAAUGAUGGAAUUAAAUGAACUGAGAGAGCGAUUGCUGCGACAAUCUCAAGAGGGUAGCUGGAGUCGCAUAUUGCAGAUCGCGGGGAGUAUCAUGCGUGUAUCUAUUCUACGAACUUUCGCGUUUUUAUCCAGUGCUACUCUGCCAUUGCUGCCGUAG